AAUUUGUAAUUGCUAAGUUUUGCUUUUGUCAUUUGUGGAUGUAUGCCUUUCGGUAGAUUUAGUUGAUUUGGUUGAAGGAAGAAUAGUUAGAAUUAGUUAUAAGAAAUUAACUUUUUUCAUGCCUACCAAGUGUUUGAUGUAUUUCCUAACUUGUGUGCUAUGCAGGUGGCAGAGCUGUCAGAACCUACUUCUCCUGAAUUGAAAGAAACAAUCCACUCUGUAGUCCAUGGUCUCCUAGCAACUCUUUCUCCAAAGAUUCAUUCUAACCCUCUAUCAGAGAAUGCCCCGUCAGGAAUGUUGAAUAUUGGGAAUGAAGAUUGUGCUGAACUCAUUGAAAAUACUUCACUUCAGUUCCAGCCCCUCAUUUCAUUAACAAGGGACUAUCUUGCUCGCUUGCUUUUCUGGUGUAUGCUCUUGGGACACUACCUGAGAGGCCUAGAGUAUCGGAUGGAGCUGACAGAACUUUUUGACAAGCAAUGAAAGUAAUGGUUGCAGUGACGAGCAAGUUUCUUAAAGCCACAUUGUUUCAUAUGCUUCCAUCUGUAAAUAAUAGAUGUAUAAACUGGUUUGGAAUCAACUUGUUUUCUAGCAUGAAGAGGCAGGAAGUGAAAUACAAGGUUAGGCCAUUUUCUCUCUUGCAGAUGGAGAGGCCUUUUAUGUGUAGAAGGAUACAAUUUUUCUCUUGUUUAUCUCGAGUGUGCCACAGGAUUAUAGUUU
This is a messenger RNA of Rubroshorea leprosula, 717 nucleotides long. The record is from the annotation of a GenBank genome assembly. NCBI's taxonomy places the organism in Eukaryota, Viridiplantae, Streptophyta, Magnoliopsida, Malvales, Dipterocarpaceae.